Molecule: messenger RNA, 1111 nt
Organism: Panonychus citri (citrus red mite)
Lineage: Eukaryota; Metazoa; Arthropoda; Arachnida; Trombidiformes; Tetranychidae
Exons: 5
Coding region: 276-866 (196 amino acids)
Source: RefSeq, a predicted model, not a curated record
AGAGUUGAGGUGAUUUUUGAUUCUCUUCAUGAUCGAAUUCUGAUCAAGAACUUUUGAGAAAUUCGCAAGGUUCUUGGAAGUCACUUUGUCACCCAGUACAUGGAGCUAUUUGUUAGAUGGACCUUAAACAGCUAUUGUAUAAUUAACUUGAAUUUCUCAGUUUUGGUCUAGAUUAUAACUGUAUUGAUUGUCCAGUUGGAAAUGAAUAAUGAGUUGUAAUGAAAUAAAAAGUAAAUCUUAAAAUUUGAUCAAUUUCUUCAAUUUUUAUUGAGAAAAUGAAGCUGAUUAGUUUUAUUCAUCUUUUUAUCUUAAUUUCACAAAGUUUCGGUGAAGAUUAUUCAUUGGACUUGGAUAGUGAUAAUAGUCUAGAAGGGAUGAAAGGUGACGAAGAUGAUUUUAUUGGCCCUUCUAAUGUGACGAUAUUGUGGACAGAAUUGGGAUUUCGAACAGUUUGUGAUGAAGAUGAAUGGAAAGGACAAUUUAAUUCAAUCAAAUCACAAAUGAUCGAGUGUCUUGAAAUAAAUGAUAUAAUUUACGAGAGCUCAGAUGAGGAAGAAUUUCAUCGACAACGUAAAUUAGCGACAAUUUCUGGUAAAUCAUCAGAAAAUCCUUAUUGUUGGCUUGCAAAAAGUUGGCUACGUUGCUCGAGAUUAAUGGCCGGGUUAGAAUGUAUCGAACCUAAUCCUAAAUCUCUGUUAACUAAUCGUUCAAAUAAAAUGAAAGAGAUGAUUGCAGCUCAAAACGAUUACGAUUCCAGUGAUCCAUAUGAUUGGAGGAAUAUGAUGAAACCUUAUAAUAUUUUGUGUGAAAUCGCUAAAUUGUCAGCGAAAAACAAUAUAUUCGAAUCACUGGGAUCUUGGUUCUAAUCACAAUCAUUUCAUCGUCAAACCUCAUCUUCAAUGGUCAAAAUUCGUGGAUUGUUAUUCAAUAUCCUCCAGUUGAAAGUCAAAAUCUGAAAAUUUAGCACUCAAUUAGUUUUCUUUUACACUUUUCCUUAAUUCAUUAAUAACAAUCUGUCUCCAAUAAGACAAUAUGCUAACUAAUAACUUGGAUUACCUGUUAAUCCUUGUAAGUCAAACGAUGAAUAAAAAGUGAACCAUUAAAACAUGCA